Pelodiscus sinensis (Chinese soft-shelled turtle) is the source of this 5189-nucleotide messenger RNA. RefSeq names its product phosphodiesterase 6B (gene PDE6B). NCBI's taxonomy places the organism in Eukaryota, Metazoa, Chordata, Testudines, Trionychidae. Gene Ontology annotation, biological process: signal transduction. Gene Ontology annotation, molecular function: protein binding; 3',5'-cyclic-nucleotide phosphodiesterase activity. The record is from RefSeq and is a predicted model, not a curated record.
GGACAGACCGUGCUCCCAGGAUAACAUAUCUCAAGAUCUAAGAGGUUUCACCAUGAGUCUCCAAGAGGACGACGUGGAGAAGUUUCUCGAUGGUAAUCCUGCCUUUGCCAAGCAAUACUUUGAUAAGAAACUGAGAUCAGAACCACUGAGCGACAGCCAAACGUCAGAGGAAAGCGAGAUACUUUUUGAGCUGAUCCAAGACAUGCAGGAAAGCAUUAACAUGGAGAAGGUUGUUUUCAAGACUCUAAGAAGAAUCAGCUCUCUCAUCCACGCGGACCGCUGCAGCCUUUUCAUGUACCGGCAAAGGAAUGGCACGCCAGAGCUGGCUACCCGACUUUUCAACAUCGACAGAGACAGCACGCUGGAGGAAUGUUUGGUGGCCCCAGACUGUGAAAUUGUCUAUCCUUUGGACAUCGGCAUUGUGGGGCAUGUUGCUCAAACCAAGAGAACAAUGAACAUCAAGGAUGUCCAUGAGUGCGCUCACUUCAGCAGAUUUGUUGACGAACUCACCCAAUACACUACAAGGAACAUCCUUGCAACUCCCAUCACGAACGGCAAAGAUCUAGUUGCUGUGAUCAUGGCCGUUAAUAAGACGCAAGGGCCGUUCUUCACCAACUCUGACGAAAAUCUCUUCCUGAGGUAUCUGAAUCUUGCCUCCUUAAACCUGAAAAUUUAUCAUUUGAGUUACCUUCACAACUGUGAGACUCGAAGAGGCCAGGUGCUGUUGUGGUCAGCUAAUAAGGUAUUUGAGGAGCUGACGGAUAUCGAGAGGCAGUUCCACAAAGCUUUUUACACUGUGAGAGCGUAUUUGAACUGUGAUAGAUAUUCAGUGGGCCUUCUCGAUAGGACCAAACAGAAGGAGUUUUUCGACUUGUGGCCAGUUCUAAUGGGCGAAGUUCCACCUUAUUCCGGGCCUCGCACUCCAGACGGCAGAGAAAUAGUCUUUUACAAAGUGGUUGAUUAUAUCCUGCAUGGGAAGGAAGAUAUUAAAGUUAUCCCAAACCCCACAGCAGAUCACUGGGCACUUGCUACUGGACUACCAACGUAUGUAGCAGAAAGCGGCUUUAUCUGCAACAUUAUGAAUGCGGCUGCAGAUGAGAUGUUUAAAUUUCAGGAAGGUCCUGUAGAUGAUUCGGGAUGGACAAUCAAAAAUGUGUUAUCUAUGCCAAUAGUAAACAAAAAAGAAGAAAUUGUUGGGGUCGCCACAUUUUAUAACAGAAAAGAUGGGAAGCCAUUCGAUGAACAGGAUGAGACUCUCAUGGAGUCUUUGACCCAAUUCCUGGGCUGGUCUGUGCUCAACACGGACACUUACGACAUGAUAAACAAGCUGGAGAACCGCAAGGACAUUGCCCAGGACAUGGUGCUGUACCACGUGAAGUGCAACAAGGAUGAAAUUCAGGAAAUCCUGCCAACGCGAGAGAGGCUGGGGAAAGAGCCGGCGCAAUGCGAAGAGGAGGAAUUGACGCAAUUGCUGAAAAAGGAGCUCCCGGACCCCGUUCAGUUUGAGAUCUACGAGUUCCACUUCUCCGAUUUCAAGUGCACCGAACUUGAGCUUGUGAAGUGCGGAAUUCAGAUGUACUACGAGCUCGGAGUGGUGAAAAAGUUCCAGAUUCCACAAGAGGUGCUGGUAAGAUUCAUGUACUCGGUCAGCAAGGGAUACAGGAAGAUUACUUACCACAACUGGCGGCAUGGCUUUAACGUGGCACAGACCAUGUUCACACUUUUAACGACUGGCAACCUAAAGCGUUACUACACAGACCUGGAAGCCCUUGCUAUGGUCACGGCAGCUUUGUGUCAUGAUAUUGAUCACAGAGGAACCAACAAUCUGUAUCAGAUGAAGUCGCAACAUCCUUUAGCAAAACUUCACGGUUCAUCAAUUUUAGAGAGACACCACUUGGAAUUUGGAAACUUCUUGCUGUCAGAAGAGUCCCUGAAUAUUUACCAGAAUCUCAACAGGCGACAGUUUGAGCACGUGAACCAUCUGAUGGAAAUCGCUAUCAUCGCAACUGACUUGGCACUUUACUUCAAAAAGAGGACUAUGUUCCAGAAGAUUGUUGAUGAGUCCAAGACAUACGACAAUGAAAAUGCCUGGACUGAAUAUCUGUCUCUGGAGACCACGAGAAAAGAGAUUGUCAUGGCCAUGAUGAUGACGGCCUGUGACUUAUCGGCAAUUGCCAAACCCUGGGAAGUGCAGAGUAAGGUAGCUCUCCUAGUGGCAGCUGAAUUCUGGGAACAGGGAGACUUGGAAAUCAGUGUGCUUCAGCAGCAACCUAUCCCUAUGAUGGACAGGAAAAAAGCUGCUGAGCUGCCAAAGCUUCAAGUCGGGUUCAUUGACUUUGUGUGCACGUUUGUCUAUAAGGAAUUUUCACGUUUCCACGAGGAAAUUCAGCCGAUGUAUGACGGACUGCUGAACAACAGAAAGGAAUGGAAGGCUCUGGCAGACGAAUAUGAUGCAAAAAUGAAAGUGCUGGAAGAAGAGAGGAAAAAGGAAGAGGAGAAAAAGGCUGCAAAGCAAGGUGCAGUGACACUUUGCAAUGGAAGAACAACACCCACCUCUAGCACCUGUUGUAUCAUUUAAACCUAUUUCUGCUGGCAUAUGAACGACACACCCUGGGAAAGGUCUUGAAAAAGAACAUGUGUCAGUGUGCAAAUAAGAAUUCCAGAGGCAACCCUCCAAUUGCCUAAUCUGGGCUUGUCACCUAGCCACUGAAGGGCCAAGUUUUGUUUUCCUGCCCCCUAGCUGAUGACAAUGAAACAAAUUUUGCCCUCUUUCUCAUGCCAUACAAUGCCACUGAAGUCACUGGAUUGUGCUCUUCAUUAUAGGACAAAAUCUGGCCCUGUAAAUCUACUAGCACGACUAAUGGUGGCAGUGUUUGUCCCAAAGUCUGAGCUCCUCUUCCCUCCCCACACCACCAUAUAUAUGUUUACUGGGCCAGAUGCUGAACUGACUUUGUGCCCAACUCAACCAUGAUUUUCCUAAUGUGGGGUGGGUAAAUUGAGGCAGAAUAAACUCCUUCAGUGAAUCUUACAGGAUGUGGGUGUUCUAGCAUAAGUAACAAUCAUCUGUCCUUCCACUCUAGUAAACUCAGUCUUUUGAAGAAAUGGAGCCAGAUUCAGAUCUGGUCUAUACAAUUGCAUCUUCACUGCCGCCAGAGAAACAUCCUUGAGAACAAAAAAUAAUUGCGUAGCAGGGUUUGAAUAGCGCACAAUCAAUGAGACCACACAUUGCAGGAUGGGGAGAACGCAAAAUAUUUAAUAGCUGCUCAUUCCCUGAGCACGGAUCAGUUUUAUACCUGAAUGAGGCAAGCAGCCUGGGGAAAACAUAGCAUGUGAUCACGUAUUUAGAGUGGGGAAGGGGGUGUCAAUGCACAGGCACCAAGGAGCUAAAUUAAAAUUGCCAAAGCAACCUUAGUUCUGGCAUUCCUUGAGGGUUUGACUGUGCUACAUUAUUAUAAUAUAGUUCAUAAUGUAAACUGCCUGACCAAAGCGUAGACUAAUCUUGAUCAAAAUUAUGGAAAACAAGAAUAUGGUCAAGCUCAGGGUAUGUGUUACAAUUAGACCUCUUUCUGGUUAGGCCAUAUCCCCACCUUUGUUAGUAGUGUUGGUGCCCGACUGUUAACACCACAAGAUGGGAGAGGGAAUCUACAAGUUGGUCCAAUAAAAUAUAUUACUUUACCCACCUAGUUUCUUUGGGACAUCCCUGCAUUCCCCAAUUCCUCUGAAGCACUAAAAGGUUUUGUUUCUCUAAUCCAGCUCAGCUGUGGCUUUCCAUUGGUCUGUGUGACCACACUUACAAGAAUAUGGUAAUGGAAACAAUGGGGGUAGGCUGUAAGGUAACAUCUUUCUCUCUUUUAUUCAAGGUCCCCUCCCCAUUUUUCACACAAGUCAGUUUUAUGAGAUUUAUAUUCUAGUUACAUUGUGUGAUUCUGAUUGUUUUUGUAAAAUAAAGGUAGCAUCUUGACAUUUGUCACCUCCUGUGCUUACACACCUGUGAAUCACUUAUUUCUGCAACUCUUUCAUUUCAGUUAGGAGAACUGAAUCCAUGACAGCUGAUUCUCACAAUGUCAGUCAUGCCUGAUUUACACUCGUGGCUGCAGUCAGAACCUUCCCUAUUCUGUGGGAGCAGGCUAAUAUUUAGGGGAAAAACACUCACUUACCUUGAGUUUUCUUGGCUGUGACCAAGUGAACCGAUGGACUUACUGACCAUAAUCACUUCAAGCUCGAGGGCUCCCUUCCCCACUGUGUAAGUACCAGAUUCAAAAAACACACCUUCAAAAGGCAGUUACUGGGCUCACAGUCUUGCUUGAGUGUGAUGGUUUUGGUGGGCUCUCAGGGAGAAAGGUAAUUUUGAUUUGGGGAUUUUCAAACAAGUAACAGCCCAUGAGUUUAUUAAGUCUCAAAGUUGUAGGUAAGUGGAUUGGUAGAAGCUUUGCAAUGGAGAAGCCCCUUAUAAGCUGUGGAAGGCAUUCGGGGGAGCUAUUAAAGUAACAGCAGUUACUAUGACAGGUAUCAGAGUAGUAGUUAUGUUAGUCUGCAUCUGACAAAGCACAUCUCUGCCCAUGAAAGCUUAUGUCCAAAUCAAUUGGUCACGUCUUUAAAAUGUCACAGGACUCCUUGUUUUAGAAAAUUACACUAAAAUGUUUAGAAACAAAUUCGAGUAUCAGCUUGAAAGGGUAGGGGCUUUUUGUUCAUACGGCACUUUACAGAAUAAGGUGGUGGAUAGAAUUGGUCAGAAAACACAAUCUGUGUGUGAAAAUUUAAGUUUUUGAAAAACUUCAUACUGAAUUGGGAGAGUCAAAUAUUCAGUUUUCAAAGGAAAAAAAUCUCAAGCUUAUUUUGGGAGAACUUUUCAGGUGCACCCGACUGCUACUUCAGUAAACUGUCUACACAGUGGGCCACCAGGGAUCCAAGCAACAAAAUGUUUUGAUUCCAUAAGGUGAGCAUUUUCUGACGGGAAAACUGUUCAGUUAGACAGUGACUAGUUCUAGGCCUGCCCCCAUGACUGGGACUGUCAGGGGGUUCUGCAGUACAAAUAAGUGAGAGCCCCUCCACCGACUCAGGAUGAGAGAGAGACUCCCUAGGCUUUGAAGCUGGCUCCCCUGAGUACCAGCUCUUGUGGAAUCACCUGCAUACCCCCCACGCAGCUGUCUCUGAGAUGGGGGGCAAAGAAAGAGGCAGGAGCAGGCACU